UCAUGUAGCACCACCGGUCGCUACGUUACUUCCGGUGAAGGUCGAAUAUAGAAGGGGCUGGCGGGACAACCGCGGUUCAAUUUUUUGGGUUUUGUGAGGUGAAUCCGGCGGUAAUCGGAGCCAUCAGAACCGCAAACAUGACGGUGGGCAAGAGCAGUAAAAUGUUGCAGCACAUCGACUUCAGGAUGAGGUGCAUCCUGCAAGACGGUCGCAUCUUCAUCGGCACCUUCAAGGCAUUUGACAAACAUAUGAACCUGAUCCUGUGUGACUGUGACGAGUUCAGGAAGAUCAAGCCCAAGAACUCUAAGCAGCCAGAGCGAGAGGAGAAGAGAGUUCUGGGACUGGUCCUGCUGAGGGGAGAGAAUCUGGUGUCCAUGACUGUGGAGGGACCACCCCCUAAAGACACCGGCAUCGCUCGUGUUCCUUUGGCAGGUGUGGCAGGCGGUCCAGGUGUGGGUCGGGCGGCAGGUCGUGGCAUUCCGGCUGGUGCACCGAUGCCUCAGGCUCCUGCUGGACUGGCGGGGCCUGUGAGGGGUGUGGGCGGACCGUCGCAGCAGGUGAUGACCCCGCAAGGCAGAGGCACCGUCGCCGCAGCCGCUGCUGGCGCAAGCAUUGCUGGAGCGCCCACGCAGUAUCCACCUGGACGAGGAGUCCCGCCCCCAAUGGGCCGUGGCGCCCCGCCUCCUGGAAUGAUGGGACCACCCCCUGGAAUGCGGCCUCCCAUGGGACCUCCAAUGGGUAUGCCUCCUGGCAGAGGAGCACCAAUGGGGAUGCCCCCUCCAGGCAUGAGGCCGCCUCCCCCUGGCAUGAGAGGACCACCACCUCCUGGCUUGAGACCACCUCCCCGUCCUUAAAAAGGAAGCGCAUCCACUGUAUAGAUUUUUUUUUUUUUUUACAAUUUUUUCAAAUAAAGUUACCGGUUUUCUUCAUGCUGGGCUGAUUGUCACCGUGGUAACGGGUUCAAUAAAUGUGUCUAAAAA
This is a messenger RNA of Entelurus aequoreus (snake pipefish), 980 nucleotides long. RefSeq names its product small nuclear ribonucleoprotein-associated protein B'. Gene Ontology annotation, cellular component: U2 snRNP; cytoplasm; catalytic step 2 spliceosome. Bases 138 to 854 code for a protein of 238 amino acids. The record is from RefSeq and is a predicted model, not a curated record. Gene Ontology annotation, biological process: mRNA splicing, via spliceosome. NCBI's taxonomy places the organism in Eukaryota, Metazoa, Chordata, Actinopteri, Syngnathiformes, Syngnathidae. Gene Ontology annotation, molecular function: RNA binding. The transcript has 7 exons.